CGAUCGUCUCGCGCGCCGGACGUCUGUCAGCCUGGGUCCGUCAAAACGUACGUCUGCGAUCCUUUUGUGGGGCUGAAUCAGGGAUCGCGCUCAUUAUUUUCGCGUCGCUCUUGUGGGAGAGUGUACAACCUUCCGCGAUUUUGGGGCCAUUUCGGUCAGUUUUGAAGUGGCACUGAACCACGACGGUUGGGUUUUUUUGCUUCGUUUUGUUCGGUGGUGCAGUGGCGUACGCGGAAAGCAAGUAAAAACUCGGACGGAAUGAAAGCGAAAACGGGCACUGGUUUGUAGAUAAAAGUGAAGUAAUUUGUCAACCGCAAAACGGCCGACGAAAGACGGCUAAGGAAAUUACUCUAGUGCUUUGCGUUGCCCCGGAUGGUGGUUGUGUAAUAUGGUUUUUUGAAGAAGUGACGAAAGGCAAUAAACAUCUUUUUUAUGAUUUGCCUUUUAACGAGCGACCGCGCAGCACUCGGUGGAGAAAGAUAUUCGAGUUCGAGUUUGCAUGCAGAUGUAACUAGUUUUGGAGGGCAUCGGAGAAACGUAUUCCCAAGUCGGAAGCAACCCGGCCCACGGUGACUGUAGAGGAAUGGAUCGUCAGUGAAAAAAUUAAAAUUACUGUAUCCUAACUUUUUUUCCCUGUCAACUGCUAUCUCUGUUGGCGAAUAAAAAACAGCCAGUGACCAUCAUCGUGAAGAGGAUUGUCCGAUUUUUUCGGUUGUUUGUUGUUUUGUUUCUCUCUCUCCUGCGCAAUUACGUAAACAACAUCCGCCAACAAAAACGAGCAGAAACGAGAGGACUGGAGAGCCCGAAGCUGAUUUUGAAAAUCAACCGAAUGAAAAUGAGAACGACCUGGAUUAACGUUUCAAUAAGUGUGUUGAUCGUAACGACGCUCGUUAUUGCCGUUUGCCAAGCGGAAGACGGUGGCGGAGGAGACGGUGGAGGAGGAGAUGGAGGAGGAGGAGGAGGUGGUGGUAGUGAAGUCGACAGUAGCGGAAGUAGUGGCGGAGGAAAACGGACGCCGGCGUUGAUCGACUCCGGGAUCGGCUUGUCCAAGGUGGGCACAAAAGGUUCUCGAUUGCAGGGUACGCCUAGCGUAACACCGCUGACGAAAAAGAAACCCGCGAAACCACCGAACACGGAUGAGGAUGAUGACGAUGACGACGACGAUUUCCUGGACUUUCUAGGUGAUGACGAUGACGAUGAUAGCGAGGACGACGAUGAUGACGAGGAGGGGGAAGAUGACGACGCGGAAGAGGAAGAAACCGAAGCUGAAGAGGAAACCAGCACCGACGGAGGCAAUAGGUUGUGGUCACCGGAUGUGUUCAAUAAGAUUUCCAACACUUUGGGGGCUCUGAACACCGUUGGGAGGUACAUCGUGAACAUCACCAAAGGUCAGGAGCCGACGGCAGUGGCGAACACCGUCAGCAAAGACACGCCGAAAGAAACAAUUCCUAACGCAAUUCUUACCCUAACGAAAACGGUUCUCGGGCCGAAUGUUACCAAAACAAUCGAACCCCUGAUUAAGCGGGUGGGAGUGGCGGAAGUCGAAACUACGGUAAGUCCAGUAACAACUCUAACAACCGAAACAAUAACCACUCAAGUGGCAGUCACUGAAGAGCCGUUGCUUGUUCAGAAGAAGGAAGAUGUGACCGCAGUCACAGCGACCAGUGAAAUGCAGAAAAAGAAGAAAAAGAAGAAGAACAAGGUCAAACGGAAGGAUCCCUCUCAUGUCGAGACCACCAAAAAACCACCUGUAGUCAGUAAAAUAAUCGAAUCUGGUAAAGACUCGGAGAAUCGUUGUACAACCCCGGACGGUCGACCAGGCCGGUGUGAAGACUUGAGUACGUGUCCAGGUUUGCUGCUGGAUUUGACCCACCUGCGGGAGUCACUGUGCUUCAAAAGCUUGUUUGUUCCGGGAGUGUGUUGUCCGCUUCCCGCCAGCACUACUCUCACCACUCAGCGGCCUGCCACACGUCCAACGAUUCGUACAACUCCUCAAAGUCUAGUGUUGAGCCCCGUCACGGCUAGACCAACAACAACGAAACGUCCCUCAGCGGCGGUAAUAAUCUCUUCGACCACUACGGAGCAGCCGCUGGCAGCCACGCUGCCGUCCAUUGUUGAUAACUUCGUAGAUCCGGAGGACUGUGGCCAGCAGGAGUACUCCUCGGGGAGAAUUGUGGGCGGCUUCGAAGCACCUAUUGGUCAGUGGCCCUGGAUGGCGGCCAUUUUUCUGCACGGUCCCAAGCGGACCGAGUUUUGGUGCGGGGGCUCUCUGAUUGGAACCAAGUACAUUCUAACGGCGGCCCAUUGCACUCGGGAUUCACGGCAGCGCCCGUUCGCCGCUCGGCAGUUCACCGUGCGGCUCGGCGACAUUGACCUCUCGACGGACGCGGAACCGUCGGCUCCGGUCACGUUCCGGGUGACCGAAGUGCGAGCCCAUCCGAAGUUUUCCCGCGUCGGAUUUUACAACGAUAUUGCGAUUCUGGUGCUGGACCGGCCGGUUCGGAAGUCCAAGUACGUGAUACCGGUAUGCACGCCGAAGGCUAACCUUCCGACGAAGGAGCGGAUGGCUGGUCGACGUGCAACGGUCGUCGGUUGGGGCACCACGUAUUACGGGGGUAAGGAGUCCACUAAGCAACAACAGGCGACGCUUCCGGUGUGGCGCAACGAGGACUGCAACCACGCGUACUUCCAACCCAUCACGGACAACUUCCUGUGUGCCGGCUUCUCCGAAGGGGGUGUCGAUGCGUGCCAGGGUGACUCCGGCGGACCACUGAUGAUGCUGGUCGAAGCCCGCUGGACCCAGGUUGGAGUGGUUUCGUUCGGGAACAAGUGCGGCGAACCGGGUUAUCCUGGGGUUUACACUCGGGUCAGCGAGUAUAUGCAGUGGAUUCGAGACAACACACAGAAGUAGAGUAACGUUACAGUAGUUGUACUAACUCAUAAAGUCGCCAUAAAGAAAUACUAGGAUAGAAAUGUGAUAGCGCACAAAACGGACGUGGAAGUAGACACGAUAAUUUAAACGAGUAUUUUGUAUAUAAUUCUUUUUUUCCUCCCAUUUUGUUUAAACAAUAAUGCUUAACUAAUUUAUGUAACUUAUACACAGUUUGCUUUUAGUGUUAGGAAAGGAACAAAAAUCUUAGCUAGUAUAGAAAAUGUACAACGACAAAUGUAUUCCACUUUUUUUUCUUCCUCUUCUCCGUAUUUUAUUUUAUCCAUUUCUCUGCUAGUUUCGUAACGUGUAAUAAAGAUUUUUUCCUAUGUGUUAGUGUAUGCGCUAUAUAGAGCGAUUUAGUCGGUAUAAUAAAAUGUACAGUAAACAACUCAUCGAUUUACGUUACCACUGAUUGUUUGUUUUUCUUGGUUUAAUGUGUAUAGUAUAAUAGACUGGGUUUUCUUUUCCAUUUCCAGUUUAGGGUUAGUGUGUGUGAGUGUAAGUGUAUUACAGAGCUGCGCCUAACGAAUUUGUUCCUACAUUGUUUACUUUAUUUUUGUUUGUUUUUUUUUUGGUUUGGUUUUCAUAUAUUUUGGCGGUCUUUAUAAAACCUUUGACAGCUUUUCGUCCAGAUCGCGGACCUGUGUUGCUUCGAUCGUCUGUGAUGGUGUGAUCAGUUUAUAAUCGUUUACACAGCACCUAGAAAGUUGACGAUUACAUUAUACCCAGUGAAGACCCUGAUAAGGGCUUCCAACUGGGGUGAGACCUAACGUUCUUGGAUGUGUGUUAUUUAUGCGUGAGCAGCGGAUUUCGGUAACCGUUCAAAUACUAAGAAGUCGGUUCGAUUUCGAUAGAUUUUCCUUAGUUCACCAAAAUGAAGGAAAUUAUAAUCAAUUACUAUUGUACUGUUGACCAUUGUCAAACCUUGUGAAAACGCAGAUUUCUACCUUUGAUUGGUCGCGUAAUGCUUGGUUGCCCUAGCGCUGUCGACAGAAUUAUAUGCCUAGUAAACGAGGUAUGCACUCUAUGUCCUAUAUAAAAGCCUAUCUCUGCUCACACCAAUCAUUUUACUAGUAGAUGGCUGCCAGGAUGAUUUUAACUAGGGGGAUGACAGCAUACUAUCUCUUUCUGUUUUGAAUGAAUGAGGAGUCUUCCUGACCAAAGCAGUAGGCAUAUGGAAAUUUUUUUUCUCCAUUGAAAAGUUGUCUUUGUGCGGUAGCGGCAGUUGUAGUGGCAGCUCCAGGUGCAGUGGUACAUUCUUUAGUAAAAAGCUGCCUUCGUGCGGUAGCGGCACAGAUGAUUCCAUGCCUUCGUCAUACGCAAAUUCACCACAAUUUAUGGUGUCACGGUAGCACAGAGGUGCUAUCAGCAUCAUAUACGAUUUUAAAUUGAAUUUUAAACUGUCCUUUUAAGGACAAC
Wyeomyia smithii (pitcher-plant mosquito) is the source of this 4351-nucleotide messenger RNA. RefSeq lists its product as uncharacterized. Gene Ontology annotation, molecular function: serine-type endopeptidase activity. Lineage: Eukaryota; Metazoa; Arthropoda; Insecta; Diptera; Culicidae. The coding region runs from base 830 to 2911 and encodes 693 amino acids. The transcript has 5 exons. The record is from RefSeq and is a predicted model, not a curated record. Gene Ontology annotation, biological process: proteolysis.